Messenger RNA from Penicillium malachiteum, 777 nucleotides. RefSeq names its product putative alanine--tRNA ligase. Bases 1 to 777 code for a protein of 258 amino acids. Gene Ontology annotation, biological process: regulation of translational fidelity; alanyl-tRNA aminoacylation. Lineage: Eukaryota; Fungi; Ascomycota; Eurotiomycetes; Eurotiales; Aspergillaceae. The record is from RefSeq and is a predicted model, not a curated record. The transcript has 2 exons. Gene Ontology annotation, molecular function: Ser-tRNA(Ala) deacylase activity; ATP binding; alanine-tRNA ligase activity.
AUGGCCCAUCCUACAGAAGCAGUUUAUCUGCAUGACUCCUCUCUGAGAACUCUGACCACAGAGAUUGUGUCAUAUAAACCCAUUUCAUCCCUUUCAGACGAUGAAAAAAGCCUAGCGAAGAAUAUCGGCCCAGAUGACUCUGCCAUAACUACGCGCCAGACUAUUCUCUACCCCCAGGGUGGUGGUCAGCCCAGCGACACGGGUAGCAUCGCCCUGGCAGACCAGGAGCCCAGCUUUGUGGUGUCUCUAGUUCGCAAGACAUCAGACGGAAGAAUUAUUCACUUCGGCAAACUGAAUAAUGCUGACUCGGGCUCCUUCGUGGAAGGUCAGAGUGUCGUGCAAAGAGUGGAUGGUGCCAGACGUGACUACCACUCCCGAUUACAUACCGGAGGCCAUAUCCUCGGCGUGGCCAUGGAUAUUCUCAUGCCUGAUAUGAAAGAAUGCAAGGCCAAUCAUGCUCCCAGAGAGGCCUGUCUGGAAUAUGAGGGCUUGCUCUACAAUGAACAUAAACCUUCGAUUCAGGCUAAGGUUGAUGAGCUGGUUCAGCAGGAUCUGUCUGUUGCUGUAUCUUGGUUGGAGGAUGGAGCAGCUGCCAAUGAUCGUGUUAAGUUUGGAGAUGGUCCUGUUCGGAUUGUCAGCAUUGGCGGACUUGAUCAGACUCCUUGUGGCGGUACCCAUGUGGAGCGGACUGGGCUAGUUGGUCCGAUCACUAUUCGCAAAAUCACUAGGAAGGGUGCUAUCAGUAAGAUUUCUUAUGAAGUGGCUGAGAAAUUCUAG